Varanus komodoensis (Komodo dragon) is the source of this 3966-nucleotide messenger RNA. It is a transcript of the gene BET1, whose product is annotated as Bet1 golgi vesicular membrane trafficking protein. Gene Ontology annotation, molecular function: SNAP receptor activity. Gene Ontology annotation, cellular component: SNARE complex; Golgi trans cisterna. The record is from RefSeq and is a predicted model, not a curated record. The transcript is spliced from 4 exons. Gene Ontology annotation, biological process: vesicle fusion with Golgi apparatus; endoplasmic reticulum to Golgi vesicle-mediated transport. NCBI's taxonomy places the organism in Eukaryota, Metazoa, Chordata, Lepidosauria, Squamata, Varanidae. Bases 157 to 498 code for a protein of 113 amino acids.
UUGUGGGGACACAAAGCUGUCGUGGCGUUUGUGGGGUGAUCGGGAGAGUUCGUCAGGCUUUUUUUACACACACCCCAUUCUCUUUCCUCGGUUGAGUGCUGGCUUCAAGUGUUACAAGGAGCAAGGCUUUAUUCCAUCUCCCCACGGCGUGCCAGGAUGAGGAGGGCUGGGCUGGGUGAACCUGGCGGUAAUUAUGGUUAUACCAAUAGUGGUUAUAGCGUGUAUGAGGAAGAAAAUGAGAAGUUAACUGAAAGUUUGCGUUCAAAAGUUUCUGCCAUUAAAUCACUUUCCAUUGAAAUUGGAACGGAAGUUAAACAGCAAAAUAAAACUUUAUCUGAAAUGGACAAUGAUUUUGAUUCAACGAGUGGAUUUCUCGGUGCAACCAUGGGUAGACUGAAAACCCUCUCCAGAGGAAGCCAAACAAAACUCUUGUGCUACAUGAUGCUAUUCUCACUCUUCGUCUUUUUUGUAAUUUACUGGAUUAUUAAAUUGAGGUGAUACAACUCUCCACUUUAAGAACAUGAAUGCCAUACUAGACUUCUAGAAAUGUCUGUGUAAAAAAUUGUGAACACUCUUUUGUAAAUUGCAUUAAGGAUUAAUGCAUCUGGUUCUGUACUGUGUAUUUCUCUAUUUUUAUCAGGCCAGGAAUAUUUCUAUUUUAAAGCCCUUAUUUUGUAGGGUUCUUAAACUGAAUUUGCUCAAGCCUGAGCACUUUGUAGAGACAAAAAAUAGUUACUUAGCAUGAAAAUACGUUGUUAAAAUUGCAAAGUAAAAAGGUUUUUUUCAUGUUCACAAGCAGCCUUUCUAUUUUAUAACUCCUGCUGCUUUUUUCUACCAAUAAAAAGCAAUCUCACUUGAUUAUGCUAUGUAUAAGUUAUACUAGUUUUUGUAAAAAGAAAGAUGAGUCUAUCAAAACUAAGUACUGUUAAAUCUCAUUGUUUCAUUAAGAAAAUUUAGUACAUGCUUAACUUUGGCUGUAUUGUGUCCAUAGUGAGUUGCAGUAACUGUACAAAUAUAUUUGAGAUAGAUUUGUUAACAUCUUAAUUUAUUAAUUUACUUUUUUUCCAUUUUGGGAGGGAGAGAUUGCUGAACAGAAUAGACAGCUGCUCCAAUCAACAAAAAGUGGUAAUGAACUUAGUACAAGUGACCAAGUUGCUAUAUUUUAAAACAUCUUCUGAUGUAGGGAGCAUUUGCAAGAUUCAAAAAGAAAAGAAGAUAUUUGGAGAUGUUCAGAUGGCUGUGGUUACUGGGUUGGAGCUAGAUUAGUUAUUCUUUGAAUAUAGCCACUGAAAUCAAGGGGAAUUAACUAAAAUAGGUCUCACUGACCUCAGGGGUUUAUUCUAGAUAUGCGUAUGAUGGGAUCCAAAAUAUUUGGUCUGAAAGAAAAUCAAAGACCUACUUAACUCAGAAAGAAUAUAAUAUAUUAAUAUAGGGAUUCUCGUCUGGUGUCUGUAGAUUUGGGUUGCUGCAGGAUCAAUGAGGCUGCAGCAGGAAGCAGCAAAUAGAUUUUUCAGCUGGUUCCAUAGUUUUUAUGGGAGCCUUUCAAGGAAGUAGUAUAAAAUUUUUUACCUAAGUACGCUGCACUCUGUUUCUGUAAUUUUUGUGCCCAUCUGAACAUAUCUACUAUUGGAGAAAAGCAUUAAGGAAAACACAAUUAAAAUUGUCUGCCUAAGUAUUACCCAGUAUCUAAAAAUAGUGCUUACCCUUCAGAUGCUACCCAUUUAUCACCUAAACACAUUUAGCUUGCCAUUCCAAAAUGAUCAGGAGCAGUGCAUUAGAGAACUGUACAUAUUAGACUUCUUAGCACACAGGCAGAGAAAGCUAGUCUGUUAUCUAAAUUUCCACUGUAGGAGCACAUUAUGUUGAAGGAUUAUGUGACGGCACGUCCAGUUGCAGUGUAGUCAUCAUCUCAUAUGCAUUUUGGAUAUGUUAGGUUUCAGGGUCCCUUUAAGUGAAGAAUCAGGUUACCUGGAUAACCAUUCCCAGGACUACAAUGCUGCUGAGGUGCCAGUUUUUUAAUUUAACAGUACUAAAUUCCUUCUGUGGAACCAUAUUGAUGUGAGCAAGGACACACCUACAUGUAUUUGCAUUGAAGCAUUUUAGAAUUCGCUUGCAGAGCAAGGGAUGAUUUACAAAACACACACAAUGGAACAUCUCAUGAUUUGUAAUUUAUUAGAACAUAAUAAACAUAACAAGAAACUUGGAAUUUCUUACAGAAAAUGGCACUUCCAUUGUUUUAACUCUUUAAAAAGAUGAAUUUCUUAAAAUCCAUGUAUUCAUUUUAUUAUGUUUGAAAUGCAUAAAUGUGAUGUUUAUUAAGGCUCAGGCAUGGUGCAACUGUAAUAUAACAAAAUUAGAGAGACGAUACUGUGGGCUUUCUUUGUGCCCUCCAGCUCCUCUUCUCUAGUUAACAGAUUCAAUUGGGGAAAACAAGUGAGAUGGUCAUGAUUAAGAAAUCUGGCUUUGGAAUUCAGAAAACACAGUAUUUGAAUUAUGAAAAAAAGCUAAUUGUAGAAUCCUAUCCCAGUACUGCUCUCCUGCCCCCUCCCCAAAAAAGCACGAAUCCUACUCCAUCAGGGUUCUUAUAUGAAUUUUAAAUGAAACAGCCCUCUUUUGAGGAGAGUCUAACUUAGCUUGCAAUGUUUUGGCCCAUGUGCAUUCCUACAAGCAAACUACACUGCAGGAAAGGACAUGGCUCAUCCUGUGUACUGAGUCCUCAUGGCCUAGUUCCUGACUGGUUGCUGAAACUAGAGGGAAGUAUCAAGAACUCCAGAUGUAUCUGGAAGAAAAAUAUGAGUGACUGUUUUGGCAGCACACAUGUUCCACCUCUGCUUCCAUGUAGAUGUACAACCUAAUUCUGGUCAUUAAAGGGUUUCCCCAGUUUGAUGUAAUUGGGCAGUAUAACUUUGUGGGCACAGAUGUGGCAAAGCACAGAAGCCUAUUAUGAAGCAGAAUAAUUUAAAAUAAAUGUGCCCAACAUGUAAGACAUUUAUAAAAUGAGCACUGAAAAUGUCAACACAUUCCAGUGAUAAUAUGAAUUCCAAAAUUCCCUCUUUUGUGGGGCCAAAAUGGUAGUUUUUUCACCGUAUAUAGAAUAAGUGGUCCAAGUAAGUUCUUAAAAAUUAAAAAUAAUUUUAACUGCAUUCAGUACAAAGCCAGUUAACAACUUAUUGCAAUUAUAUUCCUAGUAAUUGUCAGGUACAAUAGCACAUUAUAUUACUUUAGCCAAUAAGAUGGAAUCGAUUGUGUGUGCGUAUGCAUGUGUGUGCACACACAUAUGCACACACAGAGGAGGUGUGAUGGUCAACUGUAACAUUCUGUGACUUAACCAUUGUAAUUGCAGUAACAGUAUACCUAAACAAAUACUCUUGGUCAGUCUACAUAUGGGUUCAAUCAAUACUUUGCUAUUCCAAAUGUUGAAAUUUCAUCAGAGCCAGUAGGGUGUGAUAGGAUUCAUGCAGCCUUUUUAAGAGGGUAGGCGGUGUUUGACAGGCCAAGGGAUAUUCUAACCUGAUGUUGCUCUACAGAAUGCAGAACCAAGUAAGUGAUUAAUCUUCAGUUAAAACUGAUGGAGAAAAAGGUUCUGGGGCAAAGUAAACAAAUUUACCUAGCAGUGUAUGAACAGCAGGGUAGCUCAGUAUAGGCUUUCGGCGAAAUCUGUAUAAGCUACUGCUUGUGUUCUGGUUUUCUUUACAUAAGUUUAAUAUUAGAAAUUUCACAGAAAGAAGCCAGAUCUCCGCCUGUAAAUGGGGAUAGAGGUAGCAAUAAGAACACUUUGGGUAAAAUGGGUGUGUGUGUGCUUGAUUCUAGUAGUGGCUUUAUGGUGUGGUGUGGCAUAUCAGGUGCAUAUGAGUAAGCAUUUAAGCUAUCAGGUUGGUUGGUUCUUCGAAAAUUGUAUAUUGCAUAUUCUUUCCCCAAAGAGUCUACUUGAUGUACCAUAUUAAAAUAUAAAAUUCUUCAAAAGUC